UUCCUCUUCUUCUUUUUCUUCUAAUAUUGUGUUUUAGUACUAUUGAGUACUGCUAUUAUUGUUUUGAUAUAUAUAUAUAUAUAUAUCUAUAUAUAUAUAUACACUCUUUGAGUAUACUAUAUAUAAAGAUUGUAAGGGUUUUGAUAUAAUAUAUAAUCGGAGCCUUUUACGAUCAACAACAUGCCUGCCGGAGGGUUAUCGGUGGCCUCGGCCGCGACAGAGUUCGAGGCAAAGAUCACGCCUAUCGUCAUCAUCUCAUGCAUUAUGGCCGCCACCGGAGGCCUCAUGUUUGGUUACGACGUCGGUGUUUCAGGGGGCGUUACAUCCAUGCCGUCUUUCUUGAAAAAAUUCUUUCCUGUCGUUUAUAGACAGUCGCAGAAUGAGGAUGAUAGCAACUAUUGCAAAUACGACAACCAAGGCCUACAAUUGUUCACAUCAUCUCUAUACCUAGCUGGUUUAACGGCUACUUUUUUUGCCUCCUACACCACAAGAAGGCUAGGCAGAAGGCUAACCAUGUUGAUCGCCGGAGGUUUCUUCAUCGUCGGCACGGUUUUGAACGCCGCCGCCGACAACCUCGCCAUGCUCAUUCUUGGCAGGAUCUUGCUUGGUUGUGGCGUUGGCUUUGCUAAUCAGGCUGUGCCACUUUUCCUUUCGGAGAUUGCACCCACAAGAAUACGUGGAGGACUAAACAUACUAUUCCAGCUCAAUGUUACCAUUGGAAUUCUCUUUGCAAACCUUGUAAAUUACGGCACUGCCAAGAUUGAAGGUGGAUGGGGAUGGAGGGUUUCACUUGGUUUGGCAGGAAUCCCUGCUGGUCUACUAACCAUAGGAGCUCUCUUGGUUGUGGACACUCCCAACAGUCUGAUAGAGCGAGGUCACAUGGAAGAAGGCAAAGCUGUGCUUAGAAAGAUUCGCGGCACUGACAACGUUGAACCCGAGUUCUUGGAACUGGUCGAGGCUAGCCGCAUUGCUAAGCUAGUCAAACACCCCUUUAGGAACCUCAUUAAGCGCAAGAACCGUCCUCAACUUGUCAUCGCGGUUUCCCUCCAGAUCUUCCAACAAUUCACGGGCAUAAACGCGAUCAUGUUCUACGCACCAGUGUUGUUCAGCACGUUGGGAUUCGGAAGCGACGCUUCUCUAUACUCGGCCGUGAUAACAGGAGCCGUUAAUGUUCUGUCCACGGUUGUGUCGAUCUACUCGGUCGACAAAGUCGGACGUCGCAUGCUGUUGUUGGAGGCUGGGGCUCAGAUGUUCUUGUCCCAAGUGGUCAUAGCAAUAAUCCUAGCAAUAAAGGUGACGGACACAUCUAAUGACCUAGGCAAGGUGUGGGCAAUCCUGGUUGUUGUGUUGAUUUGCACUUAUGUGUCGUCCUUUGCGUGGUCGUGGGGGCCUCUUGGCUGGCUAAUUCCUAGUGAGAUCUUCCCACUCGAGACUCGCUCGGCAGGGCAGAGUGUGACGGUGUGCGUCAACUUGCUCUUCACUUUUGUCAUAGCGCAAUCCUUCCUUUCCAUGCUUUGCCACCUCAAGUAUGGCAUUUUCUUGUUCUUCUCCGGGUGGGUUCUCAUCAUGUCGUUUUUCGUCAUGUUCCUGCUGCCGGAGACGAAGAACAUCCCGAUCGAGGAGAUGACCGAGAGGGUGUGGAAGCAGCAUUGGCUCUGGAAGAGGUAUAUGGAUGGUGACGAUGAUGAUGAUGAGCCUCAAAAGAUUGAUCAAGGGAAUUAUGGAGCUAAUGGUGAUGCCAAGAAGCACAAUCGGCAUAACAAUGGAUUGUAAACUUGUGGAAUAAACUCAAGAAACUUUUUAGAUAUAGAUUAGUUUAAUUACCUAGGCACUUAAUUAAUUUUCAUGAUCUAUCAUUCUCCAGUGUUGUUUUAUCCUCACUGCUGGAGUUUUUUUUUUUUUUUUUUUUUUAAUUUUUCUCCCCUGUUUUUUUCUUUUCUUUUGUGUGAUACUUGAUAAGGCUGGCCAUGUAAUCAAAUUCAGAAGGCUCUGGAAGAGUACUUGUCCGCUGCUAUGUAUCUUUAGUUCAUUUUGAACUUCUUUUUUCUUAAAUUGCAAUAAGAAAUAUUCUUUUGCUUGAAACAAAUUAUAAA
Morus notabilis is the source of this 2093-nucleotide messenger RNA. RefSeq names its product sugar transport protein MST4. Gene Ontology annotation, molecular function: monosaccharide transmembrane transporter activity. The record is from RefSeq and is a predicted model, not a curated record. Gene Ontology annotation, cellular component: membrane. The transcript is spliced from 5 exons. Lineage: Eukaryota; Viridiplantae; Streptophyta; Magnoliopsida; Rosales; Moraceae. Gene Ontology annotation, biological process: monosaccharide transmembrane transport. Bases 181 to 1773 code for a protein of 530 amino acids.